AUGGGCUCUUUAUCAAAAAAGGGCUUCAAAAAAAUAAAUGAAGGUCAAUGGUCUGUAACAUACAUUUCUGGCGAGUCAUUGGUCAAAUUCUUAACUAAUCCUGUAUUAUGUUAUUGUGACAAGGACGUUUGUGACGAUGAUUCGAAAUACGACAAAAAACUCUGCAAUAUGGAUGUAGAUGUUGGAAUUGAUUGUAUUAUUGAAAUACCUGGAAACUAUAUUAAUACAAAAAAUUGCUACUACAUGUCCACAUCAGCAAAUGAUCCCGUUUUUGAAAAAUUGUUGAAAGUUUCUGAAGGUAAAUAUCUUUAUUACAUGGAUAAAGAUAAGCAUAUUACUGAUGUCAAAAGUGAGCAAGAAAAUGUCAUUUACUGGAGUCCUGAUUGCAAAUAUGAAAAAUUUAAAGUAUGCUUAGGAUAUAUUAAAGUUUUAAGUAAGAUAUUAAUCAUGAUAUAA
Theileria parva strain Muguga is the source of this 456-nucleotide messenger RNA. RefSeq lists its product as uncharacterized. NCBI's taxonomy places the organism in Eukaryota, Apicomplexa, Aconoidasida, Piroplasmida, Theileriidae. The transcript is spliced from 3 exons. The record is from RefSeq and is a predicted model, not a curated record. The coding region runs from base 1 to 456 and encodes 151 amino acids.